This is a messenger RNA of Monoraphidium neglectum, 882 nucleotides long. RefSeq lists its product as hypothetical. The record is from RefSeq and is a predicted model, not a curated record. Gene Ontology annotation, molecular function: hydroxyacylglutathione hydrolase activity. The transcript has 6 exons. NCBI's taxonomy places the organism in Eukaryota, Viridiplantae, Chlorophyta, Chlorophyceae, Sphaeropleales, Selenastraceae. The coding region runs from base 1 to 882 and encodes 293 amino acids.
AUGGCAGCGGCGCCGCCACCACUCGGCACGCUCGAUGUCGCCAUCAUCCCAGUGCUGUCUGACAACUACAUCUGGCUGCUGCGGGAGCCGGCCAGCGGCCGCACCGCGGCGGUUGACCCUGCACUGGCACCCCCUGUAAUUGCAGAGUUGGAAAAGCGGGGCUGGGGCGAGCUGCAUUAUAUUUUGAACACGCACCACCACCUCGACCACACCAGCGGGAACCUCGACCUCAAAAAGGCGUUUCCAGGCCUCAAGGUCGUCGGCCCCAGGGCGGACCACCGCCGCAUCCCCGGGAUCGACGUCCAGCUGGGGGACGGCGACGCGUGGCAGUUUGGCGGCCUCGAGAUGCGUGUGUUUGACACGCCUGGCCACACGCGCGGCCACAUUGCCCUGUGGUUCCCUCGGGCGGAGGCGCUGUUCCCUGGCGACACACUCUUCUCUAUUGGCUGUGGCAUGCUGUUUGAGGGCGACCCAAAGACCAUGUGGGGCUCCCUGUCAAAGCUGGCAUCACUGCCAAAGGAGACCAGGGUGUACUGCGCCCACGAGUACACCGCGUCAAACGCAAACUUUGCGGCGGGGAUCAACCCCGCCAACACCGCGCUAUUGGAACGCAAGGCACGCGUGGAGGAGGCCCGCGCCAGGGGCGAGCCCACCCUGCCCAGCCUGCUGGGCGACGAGCUGGCGGUCAACCCCUUCCUGCGGCCCCACGACCCCGAGAUCCGUGCGGCCGUCGGCCUUCCGCCGGGCGCGGCAGACUGGGAGGUAUUCGGCGCGGUGCGGCGCGCCAAGGACGGGCCGCGGGGGCGGUUCAUGCUGGCGUUCUACGCGGUCUGGGACAGGCUGCCUGCGCCUCUGGGGCGCGCGAUCGCGGCGCUUUUCUGA